Molecule: messenger RNA, 2241 nt
Organism: Diaporthe citri
Lineage: Eukaryota; Fungi; Ascomycota; Sordariomycetes; Diaporthales; Diaporthaceae
Exons: 3
Coding region: 1-2241 (746 amino acids)
Biological process (GO): L-lysine biosynthetic process
Molecular function (GO): 4 iron, 4 sulfur cluster binding; homoaconitate hydratase activity
Source: RefSeq, a predicted model, not a curated record
AUGAGUCAACGGCUCCCACGCACAUCUUUCCACCAGCUUUCAUACCGCCGCCUUACAAGGACGAUACCCUCCGGCCGAGCGACCUUUUCACAAGCCCAUGGCGCCGAAUUCUCCUUUGCAGAUAUCCCCACCGAGAAGACAACGCCACAGACCCUGACCGAGAAGAUUGUUCAGCGCCAUGCUGUCGGUCUCCCGGAGGGAAAGCUCGUUCGGAGCGGCGACUAUGUACAGAUCGAGCCCUACCGGUGCAUGUCCCACGACAACACAUGGCCUAUCGCGAAGAAGUUCAUGUCCAUGGGGGCCACCCGUGUCAAGGACCCGAGCCAGAUGGUUUUCGCACUCGAUCAUGACGUGCAGAACAAGACCGAGUCCAACCUGAAGAAAUAUGAGCAGAUUGAGACGUUUGCGAAGAAGCACGGCGUUGUUUUCUUCCCCGCCGGCUACUCGAUCGGUCACCAGGUCAUGGUUGAAGAGCUAUUUGUCUGGCCGGGUACCUUGUGUGUGGCGUCAGAUAGCCAUAGCAAUAUGUACGGUGGUAUCAGUGCUUUGGGAACCGCUUUGGUGAGGACAGAUGCCGCAUCAAUUUGGGCGACCAAGAAGAGCUGGUUCCAAAUUCCUCCCGUUGCGCAGGUAACUCUGACAGGGACAUUGCCUCCAGGAGUUACCGGCAAAGACGUUAUAGUUGCGCUCUGCGGGCUGUUCAACAGCGAUGUGCUCAACCAUGCGGUUGAGUUUACUGGCUCUGAGGAGACGAUGGCCAGUAUUUCGGUGGACAACAGACUCACAAUCAGCAACAUGUCAACUGAGUGGUCUGCGCUUUCUGCAAUGUUCCCGAUAGACCGAACUCUAGAGCGCUGGCUGCGAUACAAGGCUACAGAAGCAGCAAUGCAUGAAGACCGGACGACGAGGCAGCGAAUUACGCACGAAAAGAUUGACGAGCUCUACGCCAGCCCUGUCCAUGCCGACCCCGGAGCGCAUUACGCAAAGCAGCUAUACCUUAACCUCUCUACCCUGUCGCCUUACAUCUCAGGUCCGAACUCCGUCAAGAUUUCGACUCCUCUUGGCGAGCUCGCGCCAAAGAAAAUCAAGGUCAACAAGGCGUAUAUCGUGUCCUGCACCAACUCCAGAGCCUCUGAUCUUGCUGCAGCCGCAAAGGUCUUCCAGGAUGCUGCAAAGGCUAACGGCGGCAAGAUCCCUAAAGUCGCAGACGGUGUCAACCUGUACAUCGCAGCGGCUUCAGUUCGUGAGCAGGAGAUCGCCGAAGACCAAGGCAACUGGCAGACUUUGCUCGAAGCCGGGGCUAUCCCACUCCCAGCCUCGUGUGGGCCUUGUAUCGGACUGGGGACUGGCCUUUUGGAGCCCGGCGAGGUCGGAAUUUCCGCCUCGAACCGCAACUUCAAGGGGCGCAUGGGCUCGCGAGAUGCCCUCGCGUACCUUGCCAGUCCUGAAGUUGUAGCCGCCAGCGCUCUCAACGGCGUCAUCUCGGGCACAGGCGAAUAUGAGGUUCCAGAAAACUACUCCGGCGUGGAAUACGGAUACGGUACUGGUCGACCUGCGACAACGGAAAGCGAGCUUAGCAAUGCUCUGGAGCAGCUCGAGUCACUCAUCGACCGGGUUGAGUCCUCGGUUGGUGAUGACACUGCGAAGGCCACUACUCAGAUCCUCCCGGGCUUCCCAGAGAAAAUCACCGGCGAGAUCGUGUUCUGCGAUGCCGACAACCUCGACACUGACAACAUCUACCCCGGCAAGUACACAUACCAGGACGACAUCACCAAAGAGGGCAUGGCAGAAGUCUGCAUGUCGAACUAUGAUCCGGAUUUCGGGUCGGUCGCGAAGCCAAAUGAUAUCCUCGUCUCAGGAUUCAACUUUGGCUGCGGGUCCUCAAGAGAGCAAGCCGCGACGGCAAUCCUGGCCAAGAGCAUCCCGCUCGUCGUGGCGGGCAGCUUCGGAAACAUCUUCUCGCGGAACAGCAUCAACAACGCGCUCCUGGGCCUGGAGGUCCCGCGCCUCAUCGAGCGACUCCGCGCCACUUUCACCCGCUCGGACAAGACGCCCACCCGACGGACGGGUUGGACGCUGACGUGGGAUGUCGCCCAGAGCACCGUCGAGGUGCAGGAGGGCGAGAACGGUGACCGCUGGGAGGAGAAGGUCGGUGAGUUUGCGGCCAACUUGCAGGAUAUUGUUGCGAAGGGUGGCUUGACGGAGUGGACCAAGCACGAGAUCUCACAGUCCGAGUCAUAG